Phyllopteryx taeniolatus (common seadragon) is the source of this 3795-nucleotide messenger RNA. It is a transcript of the gene gpr137ba, whose product is annotated as G protein-coupled receptor 137Ba. Gene Ontology annotation, cellular component: lysosomal membrane. Bases 322 to 1473 code for a protein of 383 amino acids. Gene Ontology annotation, biological process: regulation of autophagy; positive regulation of TORC1 signaling; negative regulation of bone resorption. The transcript is spliced from 7 exons. NCBI's taxonomy places the organism in Eukaryota, Metazoa, Chordata, Actinopteri, Syngnathiformes, Syngnathidae. The record is from RefSeq and is a predicted model, not a curated record.
AGUGCGAGUGCGUCAGCUGAUGCGUACCGUGACGUCACCGCGGAGGGGGCGUGCUAUGCAGUGAGAUUCGGCCAGCCAGCCAUCCAGGCAGGGAGGGAGGGAGGCAGGCUGGCUCGGCUCCCGUGCAGCUUCCUCGCCGCCGACUGUGCAUCUCCGAGCGCGAGCGGCCAUCCUCACCGCCGAUCAUGUGCCUGCGCUCAGGAAGUCGGCCUCGUUCCUCCCCCGCCGCUUCGUCGUUUGUCUGCGCCGGCUUGAGCAGCUUUUGACGCGCGGCCGCUGCUGGUUGGAAGCCGGCUCCUCAUCCUCGCACAGUCGCAGCUCAUGGAGGCCCCGGCGGAGGAGGCUCGGGAGUCGUUCCCUCUGCCCACUCUCACCCCGGCCGUGCCCCCUUACGUGACCCUGGGUCUGACGGUGGUCUACAGCGCCUUCUACUCGCUGCUCUUCAUUUUCAUCUACGUCCAACUCUGGUUGGUGUUGCGCUACCGGCACAAGCGUUUCAGCUACCAGACGGUGUUCCUGUUCCUGUGCCUGCUGUGGUCGGCCCUGCGCACGGUGCUGUUCUCCUUUUACUUCAAGAAUUUUGUGACGGCCAACACUUUGGGGCCUUUUCCGUUCUGGCUGCUGUACUGCUUCCCCGUGUGCCUGCAGUUCUUCACACUCAGCCUCAUGAACCUCUACUUUGCACAGGUCGUGUUCAAGGCCAAGUCCAAAUAUGCACCAGAGCUCCUGAGGUACAGGCUGCCACUCUACCUUGUCUUCCUGUUCAUGAGCAUGCUGUUUUUAGCCGUCAACCUGGUGUGCGCCAUGCUGGUGAGGACAUCCUCUGUGGACGCCCGCACCGUGGUGCUGGUGAGGGUGGCCAUCAAUGACACCCUCUUCGUUCUGUGCGCCGUCUCGCUUUCGCUGUGUCUCUACAAGAUCGCCAAGAUGUCCCUGGCUAACAUUUAUCUGGAAUCCAAGGGAACGUCGGUGUGCCAGGUAAGUGCUAUAGGAGCCAUCGUCAUCCUCCUGUACACGUCCAGGGCCUGCUACAACCUGGUGGUUUUGGGACUCUCAAACAAAAGCAUCAACUCCUUUGACUACGACUGGUACAACGUUUCUGACCAGGCAGAUUUACAGUCCACCCUGGGUGACACAGGCUAUGUCGUCUUCGGUGUGAUCUUGUUCGUAUGGGAGCUGCUCCCCACUUCUCUUGUAGUUUUCUUCUUCAGAGUUCGCCAGCCCAAGCUGGACAGGACCGGCUCGGGGCUCCCCGGUCACGUCUUCUCCUCCAGGGCUUAUUUCUUCGACAACCCUCGACGUUACGACAGUGACGAUGACCUAGCGUGGAGUGUCAUGCCUCAGAACAUCCAAGCCAGUUUGGCUGCCGACAGUUACGAGUGGGGGAGCCAGAGCAACAGCAUCAGUGCGUACGUCGGACGGGACGACAUUUACCACCUGCCGCCUCCUCCAGAGGAGCUCAGCCAUUACUGAUAAGAGGUCACAAUGACUUUAUUGACUCCAAAUGUUUUUUGCACACUGUUAUUAUCCUCGUGAAGCACACCAGACUCGAUACGUUCACAUUAGUUCCGGAGAAGAACAACUGCCAGUAUAUGAAGGACCACUGAUGGGGAAAAUAAUUUGCACAAUCCAUGUACAAAGAGGGCCCAAUCUUACUGCUCAUGUGUUUAGUUUAUAUUGAUGUCUGAUUAAUAUAUUCUCUGACCUUUUGCAUUAUGCACUGCAUCUGGAUGUACGCGUGUUCCUUUUCAUACUGAUUUCUUAAUAUAGAUGAUAUAGUUUAAAUCAUUAAAUAUGGCAAAAAUAGAUUGUAGUAAACUGUAUUUUUCAUUUUAUUUAGCAACACAUUUUGUGCUAAAUAGACAAGAUCAACUCUAGAAAAAGGGUGGAUACUUUUUGUGUAUGCAAUAAUAUAUAGGUACAUCCCAGUAAAUUAGAAUUUUGUAGAAACGAUAAUUUAAGUAGUUUAAUUCAAAAAGUGAAACUCAUUAUAAAGAUCAAUUGAACACACGCACAAAUACUUUUUAAAUGACCAAAUACUGAUCUAUUUUCUAUUAAAAUGUUUGGAUUUUUUAAAUGUAGUAUUCAAAUUUCUUGAAUUGCAGGUUUUUGUUAGCUGUGAGCUAAAUGAUCCAAAUUCUAAGAAACAAAGUAUAGUAAACCAAUAUAAUAUUGUAUAGGGAUUUCACUUUUUGAAUUGAAAUACUAACAUACAUUUCUGUGUAAAUUCUGACUCACCCAAGUCAUGGUAAUCUGCAAAAAUUGAAUCGUGGAAACUGGACUUUGCUUGUUUCACUUUUAAUCCAAAAGGCUUCUUCAGCUCUGAAUUUUUUAGGUGUGGCGUCGGUUUUAUGCCUCGGUGGUCACAAGAGGGUGUUGUUGUUGCCCGUCGUGGCUGGUGAACAAACAUCCUGCAUACCAACUGAUCGGUCCCCCGACUGGUGGCAAAACAGCUCAUUAGGGCCGCUCUUCCUGUGGAAUGAACAGUCUGCGGCGGGAAGGAUGUCAGGACAUUGCUAGAAGCAGACGACAGACGCGAUGCCUAAAACCUCCUCCUCUGUUUAGAGAUGGCUUUUCUAGUUUGACAAAAGAUGGCUACUUUUAUACUGUUCUCAAACCAGCAGUCCUCCCUAUCCCAAAAUUUGGACGUCAUUGUCCUCAAAUGAAUGACCCUCCUUUUUGAGAUGCAAAUGAACUGCUGACUCUGGAUGUCAAGAAGCUUCUUGUCGAUGUGCCAUGUGCUUGUAAAAUUAGUAAGUCAAGACAUUUAUAAUUAGAGUAAAUUAUGAAAUUUGUAUUUUUGAUGGCAGGUAAACAAACAUAUGUCACGUCAAUCUUUAAAUAUUUUUGAUGCCAUGUAAAAAUAUGUUGUUACACAUCUAAGUUGUGCAAAUGGAGUACAAAAGUAAAAAACAUCUGAGCGCUAUGUAUAGGCUGAAAAGGCAAAGUGCAUGUAAACUUAAAUGUUUAUUUUCUUUUGGAAAUUAACAAAUGUACACAAUAAUUUAUUAGCACACAUGGAGUACAAAAGUAAAUGUAUGAUGACAGGUCUGUAUUGCAAAAGUGCAUGUAUAUUUAAAACAUGUCUUUACUUCUUGGGGUUAAGGUUAGUAUCAUUAUUUGCAGGGUUUUUAAGUAAUACCUAAUUAAGUAGCAUGUUUGUGGCCUUGUGACAAUUGCCAGCACUUUCUUUGUCAAACCCCAUUCAUUUACUGCCUCUGUCAACAAGUUUGCUAUAUUGCUCCCUGUGUGGCUUCCGUUGCAGCAUUCUAGUCUGCAGAACACCAAUUCCCACUCGUUAGAAAUGAAAUGAGAAGUACAGUCGUAGUUACGUGCAUAGGGGUCAGUCGGUCUGGAAGCCCAACCAUCACAUGUAAGUGGCAUUCUUCCUGUCGAUUUGACCCUAGUGAGGAUAAGCAGUAAGGAAAAUGGAUGGAUAUUUAAUUGCUGGGGGGAGUGUUGCAAUGCAUUGAUGAAUCGAUAUUUUUACUCACCCCUGUGCUGUGAUCCAUGAUAGGGAGUUGUUCUGUCAUGAUGGUGAAGUUCCUUGGCUAACAAAUCUUUCUGAGUUAGAAGUCUGUUAGAUCAAUUCCUUGCCCAUCUUUCAUGGCUGAUGGGAGGCGAGCCUUGUUCCAGUGGAAUGGUUGUCGUUGCAGUGAGUAGAUCUUGGUAAGCAGGAUGGUCAUUCAAAAUUUAGAAUCGAAAACUUAAAGGUGAAACAUCAACAACAAAAAAGUCCAGUUGCCUCAAUUUAACCUUGGCAGAUUACUUUAAUAAAUUACAUGUUCCGCCAUA